AUGUUUGGCGCCCUCAGAAUGCUGUUUGCCCCUCGAGUGGGGCUUAUAAGGAACUUCACCACCGUGACCAGAGCCAUGCAAAAGCAGGCUCCUCAGCUAGGCAAGGCUGCCCCCAAAUCAAAUGCCGAGCGUCUUCGUCUCGCCAAGUUGGCGGAGAAGCAGCGGCAAGAGAGAACCGCUUACAAGAACCGUACCGCUAUCUACUACUCAGCCGCGUUCGGGGUGACGUUCUUGGCCCUUUCAUUCAUGGCGGUGCCUCUUUACCGGGCCAUCUGUCAGCGUACGGGGUGGGGUGGUAUUCCCAUCACCGAUCUGGCGGCGUUUACUCCCGAUAAGUUGAUUCCCGUCGACACCAACAAGCGGAUCAGAGUUCAGUUCACUUGCCAGUCGUCAGGGGUGUUGCCGUGGAAGUUUACCCCCUUGCAAAGAGAAGUGUACGUGGUUCCUGGGGAAACGGCGUUGGCGUUCUACCGCGCCAAAAACGUUUCUAACGAGGAUAUCAUCGGUAUGGCUACUUACUCGGUGACCCCCGAUAACGUCGCCCAAUACUUCAAUAAGAUCCAAUGCUUCUGUUUCGAAGAACAGCGUUUAGCCGCUGGCGAAGAAGUCGACAUGCCGGUGUUCUUCUUCAUCGACCCCGAGUUCGCUAAGGACCCGCAGAUGCGCCACAUCGACGACGUGGUAUUACACUACUCGUUCUUCCGUGCCUCCUACACUGACGGCGAGUUGGCAGCGGUGCCAGUGGCCCAAAUGGACAUGAAGGCUACCGUUGCCCCUGCAUAG
This is a messenger RNA of Diutina rugosa, 783 nucleotides long. RefSeq names its product Cox11p (gene COX11). The transcript has a single exon. The record is from RefSeq and is a predicted model, not a curated record. Bases 1 to 783 code for a protein of 260 amino acids. Gene Ontology annotation, molecular function: copper ion binding. Lineage: Eukaryota; Fungi; Ascomycota; Pichiomycetes; Serinales; Debaryomycetaceae. Gene Ontology annotation, cellular component: mitochondrial inner membrane.